Messenger RNA from Toxorhynchites rutilus septentrionalis, 1778 nucleotides. It is a transcript of the gene Dph2, whose product is annotated as 2-(3-amino-3-carboxypropyl)histidine synthase subunit 2. Lineage: Eukaryota; Metazoa; Arthropoda; Insecta; Diptera; Culicidae. Gene Ontology annotation, molecular function: 2-(3-amino-3-carboxypropyl)histidine synthase activity. The transcript is spliced from 2 exons. Bases 126 to 1550 code for a protein of 474 amino acids. Gene Ontology annotation, biological process: protein histidyl modification to diphthamide. The record is from RefSeq and is a predicted model, not a curated record.
CCUACUGUCAAUACCUAGAAAAUUCUUUUCGGUAACGAAAUGUAAAUAAACACACGAGAUUGGAUGGAAAUACGUUGUUCUUUUUGCAAGAGAUUCAUGGCAAUAUAAAAAUUUUCGAUUCAAUUAUGACAUCAGCGUUUAGUUCCAACGAUGCGGCAGUCAUUGAGCAGAGCGUCAACUUGGAGUCGGAUUGGCCGCAUGUCGAUGAAAUAAGCCUUUCGUUGUUCUGGGAUGACAAACAAAAGAGGCGAUGCGUAGAAUGGGUCAAAGAUAACGACCUACAGAAGGUAUGUCUCCAGUUCCCGGACAUACUUCUGCCUUUUAGCACCACGGUGUUUGAACAGCUGGCGAAUGAAAUCCCUUCUGUGGGCAUAUUUAUCCUCGGAGAUACUUCGUACGGUAGCUGUUGUGUGGAUGAAGUAGCGGCUUCCCACAUUGAGGCCGAUGGAGUUAUCCACUUCGGUCAUGCCUGUCUGAGCCGAUCGGUACGCCUUCCAAUCUUAUACGUUUUUCUUCAAGCGCAUUUGAACGUCAAUCAGCUGGUGAAUGAAAUCCAGAGUAAAAUUCUAGAACCUGAGCAAAAACUUGCACUCUUUUACGACGUAAGCUUUGCGCACUGCGUAGAUGAGAUUGAAUGCCGGUUGAAGGGCACCUUUACGAACGUGAAUAUUGGCCGGUUGGCUGGAUUUGGAAAACGGACCAGUAUCCUCUGCUGGGAGCUGAUGGAUGUGGACAAAUUUGACGAUACUUUCUGCAUUUACGUUGGAUGGGACAACCAGAGUUUCUUCAACACGUCGAACAGCAUGACUGCAAAACAGUGGUAUCGGUUCGACUCGGAUUCAAAUGAGUUGGAGAUCGCAACACCGCUAGAUUCGAAAUGGCUCCGUCGUCGAUUUUACUACAUAGAAAAAUGCAAGGAUGCCUCUUCGCUGGGAAUAGUCGUGGCGACACUCACCGCUGACGGCUACCUCGACGUCGUGAACCGUAUUCAACAGCUGGCUAAAGCUCGCGGCGUUCGCACCUACAUCAUCUCGGUUGGGAAGAUCAAUCCUGCCAAGUUGGCUAAUUUCAUGGAUGUCGAUUGUUUUGUUCUUGUAGGAUGUCCAGAAAAUAACAUUUUCAAUUCCAGAGAUUUCUUCAAACCAUUGGUUACGGUUUUCGAGUGUGAACUAGCACUCAAUCCCGCCUGGAAUGGGCAGUACCCUUCGGAGUAUAGCGUCAACUUCAGCGAAAUUUUGCCUUCCGGGCGUCUACAUAGGGUAUGCGAUGAUGAGCCUGGUGAUCUCGAUUCACAUGACGUGAGUCUAGUGACUGGGAAAGUCAGAAGCGUCACGCGCAAAGAAGCUGAAGAAAUUAAUGGAGAAAAUGGUUGCAAAGAUGUACAAGUGCGCAGCAAAAAUGAAGUUGUUCAGGUUAGCUCCGGAGAUGUAUUCCAAAACAGAACAUGGCAAGGUUUGGAACAGAAUUUGGGUCGCGAUUCCCCAGCUAUUAUUGAACAGGGACGGAGUGGCAUUCCGAUUAAAUAUGUGAAUGAUCCAAGUGAGCGUUAGAAUUGACGGUUAGGCAAAUAAAGUUGAUCGAAAUAUAUAAAUACAUUUAAUUCAGUUUAAAAUGAAACUAUUAUUCAAAGGAUCGUUAUUCCGAAGUUAGUGUAUUCUGAGACAAACUACAAGUUCCAAAGUAUUCGCACGUAUUGCAUGUAACUAUUAUCCAUACUUAAGGUUGAUUUAGACGAUGCCAGUCAGCGCUCUAGUUGAAGUAUCCAGUGAAUAGAGAAC